GUCAUUCCCAGCCGGGCUCGGCAACCUCUCAAACCUCCAAACCCUCGGCUUGCACAUAAUCCCUUCUCUCCGGCAACGAUCCCUUCAACCUUCCGCAAUUUGACUCAGCUGGGCGACCUGUGGAUGAGCGAAACUAAUUUGAAGGGCGAGAUCCCUGCAUUCAUAGGAGAGUUGACGGAGAUGUUCCAACUGGACCUAUCCGGGAACUCCCUCAGUGGAAGCAUACCCGCCGGCAUCUGGAGUCUAAAGAAGUUGCGGUACCUUGCUUUGUUUGCAAACAACCUAACUGGAGCGAUCAACAUCGACGGACCAAUUGGCGCCUUGGGGCUGGAAGAGAUCGACGUCUCGAUGAAUCAAUUAAAUGGAUCCAUCCCGGAGGAAUUCGGCAAGCUUCAGAACCUCUCUCUCCUUUUCAUGUCCUACAACCGGUUUUCCGGCGAGAUCACGGAGAGCAUCGGCCUCCUCCCAGUGCUGACCGAUCUCCGGCUCUUCAACAACAGUCUGACCGGGGUUCUACCACCGGAAUUGGGGAAACAUUCCCCACUGUGGAAUGUUGAGGUCCACAAUAACCUGCUCUCUGGCUCGCUGCCAGAGUAUGUCUGUGCAGGCGGAUCUCUGACCUGGAUCAUCGUUUCUAGCAACAAUCUCACCGGCAUCGUGCCUAAGUCUCUCAACAACUGCUCCACCCUUAUCUACAUCGAUAUCCAAAGCAACAGAUUCUCCGGCGACUUCCCCACCGGAAUCUGGUCGGUAGUGAACCUCAUGACGUUGAUCAUGAACGACAACGCCCUCUCCGGCGCCCUGCCAAAUGAACUACCGUCAGAACUUUUCUUCCUGAAUAUCGAGAACAACCGAUUCUCCGGCAACAUUCCAUCAAUGGCCAAGAGUUUGCGGUUUUUUAUAGCAACCAACAACUUACUAUCCGGUAAAAUUCCAGCUGUCUUGACCGGAAUGUCCGAACUCUCGGAGCUACAUCUCGGAGGGAACCUGAUCUCUGGCCAAAUCCCGCCAGGAAUAGAAAAGCUGGAACAUCUGUCUGUUCUGAAUCUCAGCAGCAACCGUCUUGUUGGCGAGAUUCCUGCAGCAAUUGGGUCCUUACAGAAACUCAAGUCACUCGACCUAUCGAUUAACCAACUGUCCGGCUCGAUUCCGUCAGUGAUCGGAGACCUCAUGCUCCCCACGCUCAACCUCUCGUCCAACCGGCUCUCCGGCGAGAUCCCAACCUGCGUAUAA
Molecule: messenger RNA, 1233 nt
Organism: Elaeis guineensis (African oil palm)
Lineage: Eukaryota; Viridiplantae; Streptophyta; Magnoliopsida; Arecales; Arecaceae
Source: RefSeq, a predicted model, not a curated record